CUACAUACAUAUUUAGAACCCGCAAAUGACGUACUAUUUAUGGAUAAGGUUUGAAUCAACAGAUUAUGUAUAUCGGGUGCCGGAUUCACAUGACUCACCACUCAACAUUAUUUUAUUCAUCACCUUUCAGUUUAUCCUAUGAGUUUGUCUAUACUCCUCAUCCUCAGUGUCUAUGUGUUGGUGUAGUGAAAAAGUUCACAAAACAAAAAUUUAGAAAAGUGUAAAUAAAAAUAGUCUGUUGGCUGUAUAUUUUUUAACAUUAGAGAGUUAAAAUCGACAAAUCGUUAGUGGUGUAAUAAUCACUUCGUAUUCGCAUGUUAAAGAUUUUAAUAAUGUUAAAAGGAAAACAAAAAUCUUCGGUAAUAUUUUUCCGUUCGAAGUGGGCAUGUUAUUCUAGCUACAAAAAGGAAAUUUUACCAAGGCACAUUAAAAAAAUUUAUUUACCCGAUCCUACAAAAACAAAGAAACUUAAUAAUCAAAUGGCCAGUGAUAAUGGACAUGAUAUUCAAGAUCAAUCAAUGAAAACAAAUGAAUUUAAUAUACAGAUGUUGUCUCGCUCUAUUUACAAACAAAUUUUUAAGAAUAACAACAAAUAUUUAGCAGAUAGAUCUGUAAUUGAUCAUUGUUUAAAUACACUAAGGGCUCACGGAUUGUUGCAAAAUUUUAAUUGUAACAACCUGGCAGAUGUUGAUUUUAAAUUACCUCCUUUGAAAGGAAAAGAUUUAAUUGAACAUUUUUACUUAAUUGGAGAAGAACAGGCAAAGCCAUAUAAAGUUCUUUUGGAUCAGCUUUUGAUUUCAAUUCCUCCAAUGCCAAGAAAAUGGCUUAUGAAGCCUGGAUGGAUAAGAUACUACAAAGAUAGUAAGCCUGAAUGUGUACCAUAUCCUUUAGAAAAUGUAUUUGUUUUUGAUGUUGAAGUAUGUGUUAAAGCUGGAAAAUUACCUACAUUGGCAACUGCUGUAAGUGACAAGGCAUGGUAUGCAUGGGUAAAUGAAGUAUUAACUGAGAAUGUUGAGAAACCAAUUAAAAGUACUCAGCUUUCUUUGAGUGAUCUUAUUCCAAUGGAAACUGAUGUGUGGCUGAGUAACCAUAAAAAACAAGCCAGAAUAAUUAUAGGUCAUAAUGUUUCAUAUGAUCGUGCAAGAAUUAAAGAACAGUAUUACUUAAAACAAACAGAUAUGAGAUUUUUGGAUACAAUGUCUUUACAUAUUUCGGUUAGUGGAUUAACUAGUUCUCAAAGAGCCAUUCUUAAAUCUGAGAAAUUAAAAUUAGAAGAUAGUGAAUGGAAAAAUUACACUUCUUUAAAUAGUUUAAGGGAAGUUCAUAAACUGUACUGUGGGACAUCAGUUGAAAAAGAAACAAGAGAUUUAUUUGUUAGUGGAUCUCUGUAUGACAUCCAAAAACAAUUCGAUAAAGUAAUUACGUACUGUGCCAAGGAUGUUUUGGCAACAUAUAAUGUGUUUAAAGUUCUGUACCCAAUGUUUUUAGAGAGGUUUCCUCAUCCUGUUACAUUUGCAGGAAUGAUUGAAUUAAGUACUGCUUAUUUACCUGUUAAUGAUACAUGGGAAAGGUACAUUGCUGACUCUGAACAAACCUACGAAGACUUGCACAUUGAAAAUAAUAUGUUGCUGGCUAAAAGAGCAGAUGAAGCAUGUCAGUUGUUUCAUAUGGAACAGUACAAGAAUGAUCUUUGGAUGUGGGAUCAGGAUUGGUCAGUUAAGGAGUUAACAUUGAAAAAAACACGAAAUCUGAAGGUUGACAGACAGGUUGACAGGUUGAAAGAUAAUACAUUUGUUAGUAUGGAUUUAAAAGAUGCAAAAGAUGUAGAAGAGAAUGAGGACGAGGAAUUGACAUGUUUAAAGACAAAAUUUGCUUAUUUAGAGAAAAAGGUUGAAUUAUUGCCAGCUGUAAAAUCCGUACUUCCUGGUUAUCCAAAGUGGUAUAGAAAACUGUGCACUAAACCAGAUUUGUCUGCUACUUGGACUCCAGGCCCCCAGUUAAUUAGUACCUCAAUGCAAAUUACACCAAAAUUGUUGUGUUUAACGUGGGAAGGUUAUCCAUUACAUUUUAUAAAAGAAUUGGGUUGGGGUUUUUUAGUACCUUUCUCUUAUGAAAUGAAUCCAGUUGGAAAAAUUCCUUUGGAAAAACUUGUUAAUAAAUGCCCCCUUUCUUUAAAGAACAAUAAGGCGAAACAUAUUUCAAUUGAUAUAUGCCAAGAAGUUGAUAGAAAAAUAUCAUGUAAUUAUUACAAAUCCUUAAAACAAAAUAAAAUAUGUAAUACAUAUAGUGGCUCUGGUAUACAAUGCAACAUGGUUCUUGAUGAUUGUUGUUGGUUUAUAAAAUUGCCCCAUAAGGAUGGAUCAUCGCAUAGAGUUGGAAAUCCUCUAGCUAAAGAUUUUCUGAGUAAAUUUUAUGAGAAUGUUUUAUCUGGAGAUACAGAAGUAGCACAAAAGGUUGUUUCUAUUUCAAAUCAAUUGUCUUAUUGGAAAAACAAUAAAGCAAGAAUUAUAGAACAAAUGGUAGUAUGGCUAGAACGAAAAUUUUUACCCCCACAACUGAAAAAUGAUGAAAAGAAGUAUGGUGCGAUAAUACCGCAAAUAGUUGUUUGUGGAACUUUAACUCGAAGAGCUGUUGAACCUACUUGGAUGACAGCUUCUAAUGUUUAUCUAGACAGAAUUGGUUCGGAAUUGCGCUCAAUGGUGCAGGCUCCAAAGGGUUAUAAAAUAGUAGGCGCAGAUGUUGAUUCUCAAGAACUCUGGAUUGCUUCCAUAUUAGGAGAUGCACAUUGUGCAAAACUCCAUGGUGCUACACCUUUCGGUUAUAUGACAAUUAGUGGUAAUAAGGCCGAUGGAACUGAUAUGCAUAGCGUAACCGCUAAAGCUUCUGGAAUUUCUCGGGAUCAAGCAAAAAUUAUUAAUUACGCUAGAAUUUAUGGAGCUGGUCAAAAUUUUGCAGAACAACUCAUAAAACAGUUUAAUCCAACUAUGUCAAAACUUGAUGCACGAAGCAAAGCAAUUAAAAUGUUUAAUUUAACUAAAGGAAAAAGGGUUUAUAGAUUAAAAAAAGAGCAUUUAUUAGAAUUACCAGAUAAAUUGUACGGGCGUUGGGAAGCCCAAGAGUUGGCAAAAAUUCAUAAUAGAACUUUAGAUGAAAUGUUCUACAAACCUAAGUGGGUAGGAGGCACAGAAUCUGCCAUGUUUAACCGUUUAGAGGAGAUUGCAAAUGACCCUCAACCUACUACCCCAUUUCUUAACUGUAGAUUGAGUCGUGCUCUUGAACCGAAAUUAUGUGUUGGUGAUCAAUUUUUACCAACUAGAAUUAACUGGAUUGUUCAAAGUGGCGCAGUUGACUUUUUACAUUUGAUGUUAGUUUGCAUGCGUUGGCUUAUGAACGAUAAAGCACGAUUUUGUUUGAGUUUUCAUGAUGAAGUGAGGUACUUGGUAAAAGAAAAUUACCAAUACAAAGCAGCUUUAGCUAUGCAUGUUACAAAUCUUUUAACCAGAGCGUUUUGUUCAUUGAAAUUAGGCAUAGAUGAUUUACCCCAAUCAGUUGCCUUUUUCUCCUCUGUUGAGGUGGAUUCAGUAUUAAGAAAAGAUUCAAAACAAGAUUGUAGAACGCCAUCAAAUCCCCAUGGACUUCAGAAAGGUUAUGGAAUUCCAUUUGGAGAAUCACUAGAUAUAUAUGAAGCCAUAAAAAAGGCUAACGGACAUUCAGAAUGGUGGAAAGAUAUGAAAAGUGAUGUCAAAGGCAACAAAAAGGAAACAUGUACAAAUGGAGGUUCUUCAGGAUGACUUUUCUUUGCCAUCUAAAAAUCAACAGAUAGUAAGAGUCAUUUCUAGUAAAGGAAACAACCUACAUGAAGUUGAGUCUUCCGAGGGAUCUGUU
Messenger RNA from Agrilus planipennis (emerald ash borer), 3885 nucleotides. Its product is annotated as probable RNA-binding protein EIF1AD. Lineage: Eukaryota; Metazoa; Arthropoda; Insecta; Coleoptera; Buprestidae. Gene Ontology annotation, molecular function: translation initiation factor activity; RNA binding; DNA-directed DNA polymerase activity. The coding region runs from base 315 to 3791 and encodes 1158 amino acids. The transcript has 4 exons. Gene Ontology annotation, biological process: mitochondrial DNA replication; translational initiation. The record is from RefSeq and is a predicted model, not a curated record. Gene Ontology annotation, cellular component: gamma DNA polymerase complex; mitochondrion; nucleus.